GGAGCUAGGAGCUGGCAGCUGGAGGGAAAGGGAGCGACCUCCACGGCCUCUGGUCCUGUCGUUGCCCGGUGUAUCAUCCCAAGGCCUCGACAGGCUCACCGGAAUGAGUCAGUACGGUUCCCACAACACACUCAACAUGAGCCGAAGAGGCGACCCGACCACUGGGGGGUCAUUCCGAUACUCCCGCAGUGAAUUUGUGCACGGAGGUGGUAAUGGAUACAACAACAUGGACGGCUACAACUCUUUGUCCAAGUCUUCAGUUGGAGGAAUGCCUUUAGACACCGUAGGAGGAAUGGCAGGUGCCAUGAGAGGCGGCAUGAGUGGCAUCAAUGAUAUCCAUCAAAGAGCCGUGUCUCUUCAAGCCCAGUGUCAGGAGGACCUCAGAAGGGCUGAAUUUGCCCUGCAAUCUGGCGGUUCUGCAGCUGAUGCAGAGCGCUACAUGUUGAGGGCCAAAGACACCAUUGAUCAACUGAAGAACUAUGCGGUGGACCUCAGACAAAUAGGACAGCCAUUUGACAAUGUUGUCAAAACUUGGGAGAUUUGUAACGAUCAGCUGAAGGGGGUCCACUUGGCCAUGACGGGCUCCUUGCAGAGGAGGAGGAGCGCUCGAGGAAGCUCUAGUUCCUGGGAAGAGCCGGGUCGGAGCUUUCAUGAUGCAGUGGCCUGGAUUACACAGCAAAAGAAUCUGAUUGGCACUGCCUCCUGGGGAGAGGAUCCUGCGGGGAUAGAGAAACAUCUCAUCAGUCACCAGAGGUUUCACAACUCCAUCCAGAACAGCCCUGAAGUGGAACGAGCCAGGAGUGACCUGGUUAAGAAAGGAGACAAGGGAAACCUUCAUGCUUUGGACCAGGAGUGGGACAGUCUACAGCAAAUGUCAUUUGGUCGACUGCAGCAGCUGGGAGACCUCCAGCAGAUCAUUCAGGAAAUGUCAAAGGAAAUCAUGUGGGUCAACGACAAAGAGGAAGAGGAGCUCAUAUUUGAUUGGGGGGACAAGAACCUUGACCAGUACAUCCCUCGAAAGCAAGAGAGCUAUUCAAAAUUGAUGAGUGCCCUGGAGGAUAAAGAGAAGGACUUGAAUAAACUGAAGGUCAGAGUGGAUGCGCUGCUGAAGAACAACCACCCAGCUUCAGACAAGAUAGAGGCCUACAGGGACACACUGCAGACUCAGUGGAGUUGGCUCCUUCAAAUUACCAAGUGCAUUGAUGUGCAUCUGAAGGAGAAUGCAGCAUACAACCAGUUCUUUAAGGAGGCCAAUGAGACAUACAGAUCCCUCCAGAAAGAAAAGGAAACCAUUUGUAAGAAGUUCAUCCGUGACAAAAACACUCCACUGGACAACCUGCUGGAGCUGCUCAAGGAAUUGGAGAGGGAAAGAGAGACAAUAAUGGAUCACAAGAGGCAAGUUCAACAUAUUGUUAACAAAGCCAAGAGCAUCAUCAGACUCAAGCCCAGAAACCCAGAAGAGAAGAGCAGCACCCCCGUUAUUGUCAAAGCCCUGUGUGAUUUCAAACAAGAUCAGAAGGUGAUCUGUAAGGGUGAUGAAGCAAUCUUAAAGGGCAACAGUCAGCGUAGCAAGUGGGAGGUUACAGGGCCAGGGGGACUAGAUAUGAUGGUACCUUCUGUGUGCUUGAUAAUCCCUCCUCCCAAUCCACUCAGCAUCAAUUUGGCCACCAAAAAUGAACAGUAUUAUGAGUCUAUCCUGUCCAUCUGGAAUCAGUUGUACAUCAACAUUAAGAGUCUCAUUGCCUGGCAGUACUGUCUUGUGGAUAUCAAACACAUAAACUCCCUCACCAUCUCCAUGCUGGCAAGGAUGCGUCCUGAGGAGUACCGCGAUCUUCUCAAAAGUCUUGAGACUCAUUACGAAGAGUUCAAACUCAGUUGCCAAGGCUCACAGAUUUUUGCUGAUGAUGACAAGAGGAGCCUUGAAAGCCAAUUCAAUGGAGCACAGGCCCACUAUGAAACUCUAGUAGUGCAGUUACCUGCUUAUGUUGAGCAGCAGCACCAACAACAAGUAUUUAUCAUGCAAGUUCCUGUCGAAGAGGAUACCAGAAACCUCGAAGAAGAGCGACAGAGAGCAGAACUGAAAAAAGUGAAGAAAGAGGUCAUGAAAGUGACAAAGACGGAGCCGGUGAAGAAGAAGGUUGUCUCUUCUUCUCACAGUUUAACAGAGCUGCACACACUCAGAUUGAAGCUGGAGGAAGCUGAGGGCUUGCUAAGUCAAUACCUUCAUAUCUGCUAUGGAGACAAUGAGGCCAAGGACUGUAGCCUCAAAAUCACCCAGUUAGAGAACAUACAGCAUGAUGUCAACCUGAUACAAGAAGAGUACUUAAAGCUGAAGAAGCGCAUCAUGAAGGAGAUGGAGAGCAUGAGUGAUAAAGAUAAAGCGUGGUUCCUGCAGAGCGAACUUGGAGUCAUCAAUCAACGUCUCAGCAUUCUAGAGAGUAGCUCAUCAGCUUACCUUAAGCGGCUGCAGGCUCUCAGGGACAUGCUGCAAAGUAUGGCACGAGCUGAAGAUAUAAUAAAAGUUCAUGAGGCAAGACUGACGGAGAAUGAGACCACGUCUUUGUUGCCAAGAGAUGUUAACGACUAUAUGAGAACACUUAAGGGCAUUAAGGAAGAGUUGGAUCAGAGGAGUGAUAUUCUGGGCGCUAUGGAGACAGAACUAGCCAAGGCAAAUCAGUGGAAUGAUGAGGUGGGUGGGCCCUUCCACAGGUGUGACAUGAUGCUGUCCAAAUACACUGAGCAGGUGGGCCUCCUGUCAGAUCGCUGGAAACGAAUACAGACACAGAUAGAUACCAGACUCCAGGAUUUGCAGAGGUAUUUGCCUCAGCUGGAGCACUACAAGAAUACCAGUUCCUCCCUUAUUGACUGGAUUGACGACACUCGCAAAAAGCAAGACAUCCUACGAGCCACCAAAAUACAGAAUGUUCAAGUUCUGAAGGACCACAUGAACGAUGAGAAGGCUCUGAAUGCAGAAAUUAAAGCCAAAAGGGACACAGUAGAAGGUGUACUGAAAGACAAUGAUGCCUGUGUGAACUCCAUCAAGGAAUAUGAAACGGAUCUAGCAUGUUAUGCAUCUGGUUUAGAGACUUUGCUUAACAUCCCCAUGAAGAAGACAAUGAUAAGGUCACCAUCAGUGGAUCUUAUUCAGGAGGCUACUCAACUGCAGACACGUUACUUGGAGUUGCUUGCUUUGUCUGAUGGCUACUUGAAAUUCCUAGGAGAGCUCCUCAAAAACAUGGAAGAGCUUAAGAUUCAUAGCACACGGAUUGACUUGUUAGAGGAAGAACUUUGCAGGUUGAGGGAGGACAUCCAAGACCGCAAUGCCAAGAACAAAUCUCUUGAAGACGCUGUUGCCUGCUAUCAGCUUGAACUCUCCCAGUCAAAGGAAAAGCUGUUGUCAUUGGAGGAGAUAAAGCGAACCACUGCCCUGCAGUGCGAUGCCACAAAAGACAGCCUAGACACUACUCAGAAUGAGCUGGCAGAUCUAAGUGAUCAGGUGACACAUCUCAACUUCUUGCUGGAAGAAGAAAAGAGGAAGAGGAAAUUAGCAGAGGAGCGUUACACACAACAACAAGAUGAGUAUGAGUCUGUACUUAGGAAGAGGCAUACAGAGCUAGAGAGUGUCAGCUGGUCCAAAGUGGAAGUCGAGAAGAGUAUGGCAAAUAAAGACCAUGAGCUUGAACAGCUGCGACGGAAACUAGCAGAGGAAACAUCAAAGGUGGCAGAGCUUCAAAAGGAUAUUUCAAAGACGUCAACCACAAUACAACUGCUCCGGUCCCAGUACAGUGAGAUUGGGAAAGAGAGAGAUACUCUGUUACUCCAGCUGUCAGAGACUGACAAAGAUCACCCCCAAAGGAUAGAGGAGGAACUCAGACGCAUUAAGAUGUCUCUUGAGUUAGAGCUUCAAAAUAAGCAGCACCUACAAGAGGAGAAUGAAAGAGUAAAACAGGAUUUAAGUUACUGGAAGGAACAAUACGAAAGUAAGCAGGGCCUUAUAAGGCAAUAUGAUGCAGACAAGGAAUGUUGGGAGAAAGAAAAGAAUGCUUUGAAAAGCGAGAUAGAGCGGCUGAUGAGGGAACUUAGGGACCUCGAGGAAAUGUAUAAAAGGAAGCUGUCAAUCCUGCAGAAAGAACUCACAGAGGUGACGGUUGUGAGACAAACCAUGCAAGAGGAGCUAAAGAGAGCCAGAGAACCACCGACAUUGGAUCCCGCCACUGUGGUUUUUGAUUCUGUCCGUAAAUCAAUCACAGCAGCACAACUGCUUGAUUGCGGUGUUUUGGAUCAACCAACCUUUAACCAGCUUAUUAGAGGACAAAAGACUGUUCACGAGGUGUCUGUUGAUAAAAAGGUUAUUCUGAAAGGAACAGGCUCAAUAGCAGGAGUGAUUAUUGAAAACCCAGAAGAUGACCCAUCUAUUACUGGUUUCCCCUAUAAAAUAACUCUAACUGAAGCAAAGAAAGAGCGCCUUCUACCACCAGAUGCUGUUGACUUGCUACUGGAUGCGCAGGCGGCGACAGGCCACAUCAUUGAUCCCAGAACUAAUCAGAAGUUGACAGUUGAAGAGGCAUGUCAUCAAGGCGUAGUUGAUGAAGAGGAUCGACAGAGGUUGACAAGAGCAGAAGCAGCAGUUAUAGGAUUCAGAGUACAUGCCACAGACAAACCCCUCUCGGUAUUUCAGGCCAUGAAGAAGGGACUGGUUGACAAGACAACAACGCUCCGUCUCCUGCAAGCUCAAGAGUCCGUGGGUGGCAUACUAGAUCCCACACUCAGUGUGUUCCUUCCCAAAGAUAAGGCUAUUGAGCAGGAACUGAUUGACAAUGACACAAACUACAUUCUGAAUCAAAGGCCUGAGCUUUUCUUGGACCCAGACAGCGAGACUGCUGUAACUUAUUUUGCAAUGAAAAGAAAAUGUAAGGUAGAUCCACAAACAGGCCUUCUUCUUCUUCCUGUACUUAAGAAACUGGACACCUCUAAACUCAUCUUUGAUGGUGUACGAAAACCUGUGACUGCCAUGCAGUUGCUGGAUUGUGGUAUUUUAGACAAGCCAACAUUUAAAGACCUGGAAAAGGGGAAGAAAACUGUCCAAGAGGUGUCCAUAGGCAAACAUGUUAAUCUUAAGGGAACUGGUCCCAUUGCUGGGAUUAUAGCUGGAGCUAAAGGCAAAAUGUCUUUGUCAGAGGCCAAAAAACAGAAUCUCCUUUCUCAAGAUUGUGCUGAUUUGCUUCUAGAGGCCCAAGCUGCCACUGGUCAUGUCAUUGACCCCAUAACCAAUAAAAAGCUAACAGUAGAGGAGGCAGUUGCCGCCGGAGUGGUAGACACAAGGGAUCGAGACAGACUCUUAGCAGCACAGGCUGCAGCUGUUGGCUACAAGGAUUCCAGUGCUGGCAAUCCUCUUUCAGUGUAUGAAGCCAUGAAAAAGGGACUGAUCAACAAGAACAUUGGAAUACGCCUGUUGCAGGCCCAAGAGUGUGCUGGAGGAAUACUAGAUCCCAAUCUCAGUGUGUUCCUUCCCAAAGACACAGCUAUUAGUCGUAACAUUUUAGAUGUAAAUGUCCGGAAUGCUCUGGAACAGAAUCCCAAGUGUUAUCUUGACACAGAUACUGAGCAGGAUGUCAGUUAUGGAGAUUUGAAGAAAAGGUGCAAGACAGAGGCUCACACGGGUUUGCUACUGUUGCCGAUCAUUGAGCGGAAAGACCCAUCCAAACUGAUUUUUGCUGGUGUCCGUAAAUCAGUCACAGCACAAGACUUAUAUGAUUCUGGGAUUUUGGACAAGCAUUUGUUUACCAAAUUAACCAAAGGAGAGAAAACUGUUUCCCAAAUUUCAGAUGAAAAGCAAGCAUUUCUAAAAGGAUUAGGAUCUAUUGCUGGUAUAGCAGUUGGAUCUUCAGGUAUAGUGUCUUUAUCAGAGGCCAAGAGACAGUUGCUGAUUCCCCCAGAUAGUGCAGAUGUACUGCUUGAUGCCCAGGCAGCAACCGGCCAUAUUAUUGACCCGAUAUCCAAUCAGAUGUAUACAGUAGAAGAGGCAUGUGCCAGAGGAGUGGUGGACAUAAGAGACAGAGACCGACUUCUCGCAGCAGAAUCUGCCGCUGUGGGCUACCGAGACCCUCGCACAUCAAACCUUCUUUCAGUCUUUGAAGCCAUGAACAACGGACUAAUUGACAGGAAAACCGGGUUACGCCUGUUGCAGGCCCAGGAGUCUGCAGGAGGGAUUUUAGAUCCCAAUCUCAGUGUGUUCUUCCCCAAAGACAUAGCUAUGAAACGCAACCUUUUGGAUGAAGACCUAUGUAAGGCGCUAAAUCAGAGAACAGCAUGCUACCUUGACCCAGAUACUGAGUGUGAAGUCAGUUAUGAGGCUUUAAAGAAAAAAUGCAAGACACUGUUCAAUACUGGUUUGAUCAUUUUGCCAGUUGUUGAGAGAAAAGACCCUUCGAAAUUGAUGUUUGAUGGUGUUCGCAAGCCCGUCUCAGCCAAGCAGUUGUUUGAGUGUGGAGUCCUUGAUAAGUCUACAUUUGACCAGUUAGUGAAAGGGGAGAAGACAGUCUCUGAGGUGUCUGCUGAAAAGGUUGUCCAUCUAAAAGGAACUGGACCCAUUGCUGGUGUAGCUGGCCAUCAAGGAAACAUGUCUUUGUUAGAGGCCAAAAACAAAUGUCUCCUGUCCCCAGAGACGGCAGAUUUGUUACUGGAAGCCCAGGCUGCCACUGGGCAUAUAAUUGACCCCAGCACUCGUGAAAAAUUGACAGUCGAAGAGGCCUGUGCUAGAGGAGUAGUGGAUAUAAAGUACAGAGACAAACUAUUGACUGCAGAGGCUGCUGCUGUGGGUUAUAAGGAUCCAAGUAUGGCCAAACCGUUGUCUGUGUAUGAGGCCAUGAAAAAGGGACUAAUUGACAGGCAAACUGGUUUACGCUUCCUGCAGGCCCAACAGUGUGUGGGCGGCAUACUUGACCCGAAUCUCAGUGUAUUCUUGCCCAUAAACACGGCAAUCAAGCGCAACCUGAUAGAUGAAGACCUCUGUCAUGCUCUAAAUCAGUGUCCUGCGUACUACCUUAAUCCAGAACCUGAGCUUGAUGUCAGUUAUGGGGCUUUAAAACAACGGUGCAAAACAGAGUCUCACACCGGUCUUCAAAUUUUGCCAAUUUCAGAAAAAAUUGACCCCACAAAAUUGAUUUUUGAUGGUGUACGAAAGACUGUGACAGCACAACAGUUGUUUGACUGCGGAAUUUUGGACAAGCCAACAUUAAACCAUCUAAUCAUGGGUGAGAAAACUAUUCCUCAGGUGUCUGCGGAGAAAGAGGCUUUACUUAAAGGGACUGGUUUAAUUGCCGGGGUUGCGGCUGGAUCAUUCAGAAAAAUGUCCUUAACACAGGCAAAGAAAGAAAAGAUUAUAUCUGCUGCAAGUGCCGACUUGCUGCUCGAGGCACAGGCAGCCACAGGGCAUAUCAUUGACCCUCAGACGAAUCAAAAAUUGACUGUAAAGGAAGCAUGUGCCAGAGGACUAGUCAAUAAGGAAGAUGAAUCAAAGCUGUUGGCCGCUGAAGCUGCUGCCAUAGGUUACAGAGACCCAGUUACUACUAAGCUCCUGUCAGCUGGUCAGGCCAUGAAAAAGGGACUGAUCGAUGGGGACACGGCUCUCCGUAUACUUCAAGUUCAAGAGUCUACAGGAGGUAUUUUGGAUCCAACUUUAAGCGUAUACCUACCCAGAGACAUUGCUAUGGAUCGGAAUCUGAUAGAUUCAGACAUGUACAAGGCCCUCAGUCAGUAUCCUAAAUGCUAUCUGGAUCCAGAGACCGAAGAGGCAAUUAGCUAUCAGUCUUUGAAGAAGAAAUGUACAGCAGACCUAAGUACAGGUCUUUUGCUUCUCCCAGAACCUCAAAAGCCUGCAACUGUCCAAGGGCUUAGAGACCAGGUGUCUGUGAUAGAUCUAGUGCACGCAAACCUUCUGGAACCAUCCGAUAUUGAAGAAUUAAAGGCAGGCCGAUUGACAAUUCAAGACAUUGAGUACCGCUUGCGCUCCUACUUGGGGGGGUCCACUUGCAUAGCAGGAGUAUUUGACGAAGCCAGUGAUAAAGUGAUGACAUUUUAUGAAGCCAUGAAAGAGGGACUGUUACAACCUGGGACCACUCUGCAGUUUCUUGAAUCCCAGGCUGCCUCUGGUUUUAUAGUUGAUCCGGUCAACAACACUCACCUGACUGUUAGUGAUGCUUACAACAAAGGUCUGUUUGGACCAGAGCUCAAAGACAACUUGCUGUCAGCAGAAAGAGCUGUAACUGGUUAUAAAAUACCUGGUACGGAUAAGGUUAUGUCCCUCUUCCAGGCAGUGGAGAUGGGUCUAGUUGAGAAAGAACAUGGCAUACGUAUGAUAGGGGCACAGAUUGCCAGUGGCGGUAUCAUUGAUCCUGAACACAGCCACCGGAUUGAUUUAAAUGUUGCUUACAUCAGAGGGUACUUGGAUGAAAAAACGAACAAGCGCCUGACUGAUCAAGGUAUUGUUUUCUUCGACCCAAAGACAGAAGAAAACUUAACCUAUCUUGAGCUUAAGAAACGCUGCAUUACCGAUGGGAAGACUGGUUUAAUUCUUUUGCCAAUUGCAGACAAGAAAAAACAAGAGGCAACAAUGAAAAAUACCCUGAGAAAGAGAAGAGUAGUUAUUGUGGACCCGGAAACUAAUAAAGAGAUGACUAUACGUGAAGCAUACAAUAAAGGAUAUAUUGACUAUGACACCUACGUGGAGCUGUCUCAGCAGGAGUGUGAGUGGGAAGAGAUCACUUACACUGCUCCAGAUGGUUCCAAACGGUUUGUUAUUGUUGACAGGAAGACAGGAAGAGAGUAUGACAUCAAUGAACUGCUUGAAAAAGGAGUCAUUGACCAGUCGGUCUUUGCUCAAUACCAAUCACGCAGCAUCACUUUAACACAGUUUGCAGAUAUCAUCACUGAAAAGACUGAGCAGAAUACAUUGCCUACAACAACUGCCUCAAUGCCAUCUUUAGUGUCCUCAUCCUCAACAGUAAUAUCAAGGUCUUCGGUUUCUCUCACAACGAUGAAGUCGACAAUACCUUCCACUAUUCAAGAGCAAAGCACAGCAACCGAUAGUGUUGCUCAAGACUCUGCUAACACCCUGAAGCAAACAUCUAGUGUUUCUAUCACCCUAACCUCCCCUGUUGAAAGUGUUGGUGAAAGGGAUCCUGUAGGUGCCAUAUUUGAUACAGAGACUUUAGAAAAAAUAUCUAUCACAGGCGCUAUAAAUUGCGGACUUGUGGAUACCAUUACUGGCCAGCGACUACUCGAGGCCCAGUCCUGUACUGGGGGAAUCAUAAAUCCAGCAAAUGGUCGUCGCCUCAGCAUCCAAGAGGCUUCCCGCCUAGGUAUAAUUACUGAUGACAUUGCUACUAAACUCAAGCCUGCCCAAAAAGCUUUUAUUGGCUUUGAAGAUGUAAAAACUGGCCGUAAAAUAUCUAUUGCUGAAGCCAUGAAGGAGAUGUGGCUACCUUAUGAGGCAGGCCAGAGGUUUAUGGAGUUCCAGUUUGUAACAGGAGGGCUUUAUGACCCAGAACUGGGCUGUAGAAGGACUAUCGCAGAUGCUUUGAAAAUGGGCUGGAUUAACGGUAGCACUGCUAUGAAGCUCCAAGACAUCAGACACCACACAAAGAAUUUAACAUGCCCCAAAAGCAAACUGAAGAUCUCUUACAUGGAGGCGCUUGACAAUUGCUUGGUGGAGGAAAGCACUGGCGUGAGAAUGCUACAAGCAUCGUCUGUGUCCUCCAGAGGAAUAAGCAGUCCUUACAAUUUCGCCUCUGCCCCAGGAUCCAGCACAGGUUCUCGUAGUGGCUCACAACAAAGUUCCCGAAGAAGCAGUUUGGAUUUAGGCUUGCCCACCUCCCUAACGACCAGUCAUACCAGGCUCACCAGCCUCUCCACCAGAUCUGAGAAAAAAUAGAAUGACCCUACACCGGAUGUCAUUUUUCAUUGUCAGUGAAUCUGUCUAUUUUUAAUGUUCUCAAAGAAAUAUAGUAUGUAUCUGAAUGUAUUCUCUGCAAUGAAAGAAAUGACAGUUUGAUGUCUGAGAUUUGCAUGUGUUGGGUGUCUGAAGUAAACAUGUUAUCCGCCAUGUUGUAAUUUUGCAUACACUUAUUGUAGUUCCAUUAAAUUUCCCAAACAUAAUUUUAGAUUUAGACUUUGGUAACAUAAUGAUACUGUAUUUGCAUUUAUUAUAUUCUACUCUGUUUUAAUGUAACUCAGUUUGCUUGGUUUCUUGCAUUUUAUCAUUUUAAGUUCUGUAACACUUUCUAAAUAAUGGAACUCAAAAUAAAUGCUUUAACUUUUUGGUCUUCA
Messenger RNA from Doryrhamphus excisus (bluestripe pipefish), 10326 nucleotides. RefSeq names its product desmoplakin-B-like. Gene Ontology annotation, molecular function: structural molecule activity; protein binding. Gene Ontology annotation, biological process: wound healing; intermediate filament cytoskeleton organization; skin development. NCBI's taxonomy places the organism in Eukaryota, Metazoa, Chordata, Actinopteri, Syngnathiformes, Syngnathidae. The record is from RefSeq and is a predicted model, not a curated record. Gene Ontology annotation, cellular component: intercalated disc; cytoskeleton; intermediate filament.